AUGUCGGACAGAGGACAAGAAGACCUCAUUCUUUCCUAUGAGCCUGUAACAAGGCAGGAAAUAAACUAUACCCGGCCAGUGAUUAUCCUAGGCCCCAUGAAGGAUCGAAUCAAUGAUGACUUGAUAUCUGAAUUUCCUGAUAAAUUUGGCUCCUGUGUGCCUCACACUACGAGGCCAAAACGUGACUAUGAAGUGGAUGGAAGAGACUAUCACUUUGUCAUUUCCAGAGAACAAAUGGAGAAAGAUAUCCAAGAGCACAAGUUUAUAGAAGCCGGCCAGUACAAUGACAAUUUGUAUGGAACCAGUGUGCAGUCUGUGAGAUUUGUAGCAGAAAGGGGCAAGCACUGUAUACUUGAUGUAUCAGGAAAUGCCAUCAAGCGAUUACAAGUUGCCCAGCUCUAUCCCAUCGCCAUCUUCAUAAAGCCCAAAUCUCUGGAACCUCUGAUGGAGAUGAAUAAGCGUCUAACAGAGGAACAAGCCAAGAAAACCUACGAUCGAGCAAUUAAACUAGAACAAGAAUUUGGAGAAUAUUUUACAGCUAUUGUCCAAGGAGACACCUUAGAGGAUAUAUAUAACCAAUGCAAGCUUGUCAUUGAAGAGCAGUCUGGGCCUUUCAUCUGGAUUCCCUCAAAGGAAAAGUUAUAAACUAGCUACUGCGCCUCUGACAACGACAGAAGAGCAUUUAGAAGAACAAAAUAUAUAUAAUAUUCUACUUGGAGGCUUUUAUGUUUUUGUUGCAUUUAUGUUUUUGCAGUCAAUGUGAAUUCUUAUGAAUGUACAACACAAACUGUGUGAAGCCAUGAAGGAAGCGGAGGGGCCAAAUGGUAGGACAGAAAAGACAUUGCAGUAUGCAGGAAGGCUUUGGUUUGUUCAGAGUACCAGGUGUAGGGAUGAACCUCUGACAGGCUUUCUGCCCAGAAGACGGGCAGCCUCCUCACCCCGGCAGAUGUCCAGAGCUGAUUUAGCUGCUGAGCUCUCUGUGUUUUUUUGCUUUAAAAGAAAAGUUGGCAGCACUCGAACCUCACCAACCUUCCCAUUACCCACAUCUGUAAUUGGUACACUUCGAAUUUUAUAACUAUGCACAUCCUUUGAUUUCUUAACAAGCAAAGAAAAUAAAGAAGGGAAAAAGAAAGGAGUCCCUUUGGAGAUGGCAUACUAUCAGGGAAGGAUAAUUGUGUAGUUUCUUUGACUGGCAUCUGCAAAGAUGAGCAUUUCAUAAAAUUCACAAGUGUAUUGAGGACUAACCUUACUGAGAGGAGGGGAUUCCACCUGGGAUUAGCUUUAUGAUUGUUGAUUGUCUAUUUUGCCAUUUAUAAACUGAAAGAAGGCACUAAAGAUGAGAAUAAUUUAUACAAUAAAAAUAUAUUAAAUGUAUAGACAUGAAUUUCUAUAGGUUAAAAAAGUUUUGUGAACUAUUUUGUAAAGACUAAUUAAUUGAAAGACGAAAUGUAUGCACUAUCAGCAAGUGAUCAAAUUCCAAGAACUGAAAGUUGCACUCUCCCUUUCAUUGCCAAUGACGCAUUCAGAGCAUCUGAGUUCCUUCCAAGUCUGACAAAGACUUCUGCCUCAUGUACCUCCCAUGAUCUCCCUUGCACACUAGUGAUACACUCUUAUGGAGCACAUUUCUUAAUGAGUUGCCCUCGUGGAUAUUUUUGGAGGACAUUUGGGAAAUACAGUUUUCAGCUGAUGGCUUUUAGAAACAAACUCAUGCAAAUGAUCUCAAGCUUUUCUCUAGUUAAAUAACCUGGGCCUACCAUGCAAAUAGUUGAAUAACUUGCCUCCAAUUCCUAAAGUACCAUUCUGGCCAACCAUGGUUAUUCUCUUUUUGUUUCACAGAGUGACUGAGAGUUUUCUAACAGUCUGAGUUGGUAUUACAUGGGGAGAUCUGUCCUGAGACGCACUAUUUCUUUGAGGAAGAAAGAGAAGUAUGUGGUUGUGUUGGGGGGGGUGAGGGGUGCAGAUCUUUUGUUUCAGUAUAUAGGGCAAAGAGAUAGAAUCACAAAGAAAGAUGAUUUAUGACUUCAAGCUCAACCAAACUACCUUCCUUGGGGCUGCACCUGGACCAAGUUUAUUUUAUAACAAUUAUAAUAAUGAUGACUUUAAAAAAGAAACCUCCCAAAGCCUAUAAACUGAAAUAGAAGAGUUUCCCACUUUAGAGCUGAUGGUGACAUCAUCAUUGGUUUUUCCCAAGGUGUUUAGAGAGAGACCUUCCAGUGGUAUUAAUAACCACUCAACUCUGGGCUCUGUACAUUCCCAGAUUAAGCCCCAUUGCCUUAUUUCUGGGGUACAUCAAGACCUGGCAGGAUUCUGCCACACUGUGCAGCAAACCAGCAUGUAGGCUGGGGUGGGAGAGCAAAAGAUAGUCAUCAGAAUGAUGGGGCUUCUUCACAGUAAACACAUCAUAGCUCAAAAAUGAGAGUCUCUUUCCAAAAACAGAUGGUCGUUCAUCUUACACUAAAUACCAUUUUCUGCCUAGUUGCAGUCACCAAAA
Castor canadensis (American beaver) is the source of this 2491-nucleotide messenger RNA. The record is from RefSeq and is a predicted model, not a curated record. NCBI's taxonomy places the organism in Eukaryota, Metazoa, Chordata, Mammalia, Rodentia, Castoridae.